UUUGAAAGAGAGAUAAGAAAAAACAAAAGGCAACAGAGAAGAGAGCAGCAGCUGGAUUUGUAUCAUAGAAGAAAUGGCCUCAACAACAACAUGCACCCCUCUCUCUCUCUCUUCUUCAUCCAAGGCUCCUCGUCUUCAGCCACCACCUUCCGGCGCCGGCGUCACCAUUCCAACUCCUCCUCCUCUGCCUCACCUCGCCAAGACUACUACGUCCAAUUCUAGGAACAUUGGCCGGAAUGUGGCGGCCAUGGCUACCGGAGAGGUGUCCGCGUCUGAAGUGGUUAACGUUGCUACCAUUGAGACCCCUGAAAUAGUUACAAAAAUUCAACAAGCAUGUAGUAUGACGUCAUACUUGCAGUGGGAGAAAGUUGAAGACAAGUACGCCGUUACUUCUUUGGCGGUGGCCGGAGGAGUUGGACUCGUUGCCUGUGCCGGAGCCAUCUCCGCUAUUGACAGGCUUCCAUUUGUACCUGGACUUCUCGAGCUCGUAGGAAUUGGAUAUACUGGCUAUUUUGCAUAUAAAAAUCUGGCCUCGAAACCAAGCAGGGACGCUCUGAUUCAGAAAAUAAAAAAUACAUACAAUGAUAUAAUAGGGAGCAGCUGAGACCAAAAUAGUGCAGCUAUUCAGUGUACAUUUUAUAUUACUCGUCUGUAUAAUUGUUUUUUCUUCUUCUAAUUUUAAUAAGAAAGGGAACAUUGUUAUUUUGAUCAUAAACAAACUUUUGAUCAAUUCAUAACUUUUAAAAGUGGCGAAUGUGUUUAUAUAUAACUUUUGUACA
Molecule: messenger RNA, 779 nt
Organism: Salvia hispanica
Lineage: Eukaryota; Viridiplantae; Streptophyta; Magnoliopsida; Lamiales; Lamiaceae
Product: protein CURVATURE THYLAKOID 1B, chloroplastic-like
Cellular component (GO): thylakoid; chloroplast thylakoid membrane
Source: RefSeq, a predicted model, not a curated record